GGAUCUCAGCAGGAAUACAAAUCUGAAACGGUUUGCCCAACAAGAUGCAUCAAACAGCCGUUGCUUCCGUGUAGCACGAGUAGGCAACCGACCGUUCCCGUGCCCUUAUUUUAUUCCAGCCUUAUCCAAAUUGAGGCAAGUGAGAAAAAGCAAAAAAUGACAUCAGGAAAAAUCCCCCAAGAAGAAGACAGGGAAAAGCAAAGAGGAAGGCAUGCAAGUAAGCAAAGACACAUACGUUAACAGCCACUAAGAAUAGUGGAGCUGAAAGGAAACCUGGGGGAUCUGGGCGAGGUGAGUGAGACCCAUGACGAUAUGGCCCCCCCCCCGGGUUUAGUUACUCAGUACCGGUAGUUAUGUGACGAUGUCAUGUCCCUUGAGCUUGACAAGGGGAAAACGUCACCGGCACUGACAGCGAAGCAUACCAUCGGAUGCGGACACAUACUCACACAAGGUCUUUUUGAUCUGGUCACAGUUGAUCUGGGUGUCUCCCUCUCUGCAAUCAAGGCUAAGACAAAGGGGAAUGAAAGCCACCGUGUGGGUGGCUGCAGUCCCUUCCUUUCCUUCUUGAUGUGCAGUGCACGCAGUAUAAGGUACCUUACCUGCCAAGGAUUCAAGUGGAAGGACAGGAACAUUCCGUGGCAUGUAUGUAUUGUGGGUGUGCGUGUGUGCCUGAACGCCCGGGGAGUUUUCUGCGCGGGAACACGCGUGUGAUGAGCCGACCGACCCUGUUCCCGUCCGCGCGGUUCGUGCAGGGGGACGAUCUGCUGGGUGACUUGGCAGACUCCAGAAAAAAACCCACCUUUGGGGAAAGGGAAAUUACUAACUAUGU
Molecule: messenger RNA, 829 nt
Organism: Aspergillus aculeatus ATCC 16872
Lineage: Eukaryota; Fungi; Ascomycota; Eurotiomycetes; Eurotiales; Aspergillaceae
Exons: 1
Coding region: 367-711 (114 amino acids)
Source: RefSeq, a predicted model, not a curated record